This is a messenger RNA of Andrographis paniculata, 937 nucleotides long. Its product is annotated as probable prolyl 4-hydroxylase 7. Gene Ontology annotation, biological process: peptidyl-proline hydroxylation to 4-hydroxy-L-proline. Lineage: Eukaryota; Viridiplantae; Streptophyta; Magnoliopsida; Lamiales; Acanthaceae. Gene Ontology annotation, cellular component: endoplasmic reticulum. The transcript is spliced from 8 exons. Bases 34 to 840 code for a protein of 268 amino acids. Gene Ontology annotation, molecular function: procollagen-proline 4-dioxygenase activity; iron ion binding; L-ascorbic acid binding. The record is from RefSeq and is a predicted model, not a curated record.
UCUCUGCUGCUAUUUUCCACUCUUCGCAUUUUGAUGGAUCCCAAAAUCGUUUUUCUGGUCGCCCUUCUUGCUCAAUCAUAUAAAGGGAAAAAGUUCACAUAUGGGGCUUCUUCGGGUCAGUUCGAUCCAAGCCGUGUCAGCCAAAUUUCAUGGAAUCCCAGGGCGUUUAUAUACAGAGGAUUUUUAAGUGAUGAUGAAUGCGAUCAUCUCAUUUAUCUGGGGAAAGACAAAUUAGAAGAAUCUCAAGUGGUUGACGAGGAGAAUGGCAUUAAUGUAAUGAGCGAAUAUCGCACAAGCUCCAGCAUGUUUCUUCCGACAACCAUACAGGACAAUAUAGUUUCAAAGAUUGAGGCAAAAAUUGCUGCAUGGACCUUCCUUCCUCAAGAAAAUGGAGAGGAUAUACAAAUAUUGCGCUACAAGAAAGGGCAAAAGUACGGUGUCCACCCGGAUUAUGCCCCGGAUGAUGUAGCCGAACAAGAACGGGGUGGUAACCGAUUGGCUACCAUCCUCAUGUACUUAUCAAACGUCGAUCUCGGCGGAGAGACGGUUUUUCCUUACUCGCAGACAAAAUAUGGUGACACUAAAGGUGAUUAUUCAUCUGAUUGUGCUAAACAAGGACAAGCAGUAAAACCUCGAAAGGGCGACGCAUUGCUAUUUUUUAGCCUUUUUCCCAACGGAACAAUAGAUCCUUCGAGCAUGCACGAGGCUUGUCCGGUGAUUAAAGGUGAAAAGUGGUCUGCGACAAAAUGGAUUCGAGUGAGGGCUUUUAAGACAAUGACAUCGAGACUUACAACAACAAUGUUUAUGAAAAAUCGCAUUGCAUUGCAAGAAGAAUCAUAGCUAUGCGAGAGGCUCAAAUGGUCGAUGAAAUGCAAGCUACAUAGUCUUUAUAGACAUUUAAUCAAUAAAAAAAGUGCAAAGACAUUUAUAUGUGAAA